Vigna unguiculata (cowpea) is the source of this 1273-nucleotide messenger RNA. RefSeq names its product tetraketide alpha-pyrone reductase 2-like. The record is from RefSeq and is a predicted model, not a curated record. Gene Ontology annotation, molecular function: oxidoreductase activity, acting on the CH-OH group of donors, NAD or NADP as acceptor. NCBI's taxonomy places the organism in Eukaryota, Viridiplantae, Streptophyta, Magnoliopsida, Fabales, Fabaceae.
GUAUGCAUUUCACAUGACUCUAGUGUGUUCUACCAAACAUACAAACAUAGGACACACAUCUCCCACGCCUCUCUUGUGUCAUAGGUUUUUGAGUUUGGUCUUUUGUUUACCAGUGAGUGGUGAGAGGUAAAUAAGACGCUCCUUCAUCAUACCAGUAUACAACGUGAGAUUUCGAAACCAAAAACCUGAAGAUAAAGUAGUUAGAAAUGCCCGAGUUUUGCGUGACAGGAGGUACUGGCUUCAUCGCAUCUCACUUAAUUAAGACCUUAUUAGAAAAGGGUCAUACGGUGAGGACAACCGUUAGAAACCCAGGGGAUAAGGAGAAGGUUGGUUUUCUCACCGAACUAAAUGGAGGCAAAGAAAGACUGAAGAUUUUGAAAGCAGAUCUGUUGGUGGAAGGAAGCUUUGAGGAGGCAGUGACAGGAGUUGAUGGUGUCUUUCAUACUGCUUCCCCUGUGCUUGUUCCGUACGACGACAACGUUAAGGAGAAUUUGAUUGAUCCAUGCGUAAAAGGAACUUUGAACGUGCUUAACUCCUGCUUAAAGGCAAAUGUGAAACGAUUCGUGCUCACCUCUUCUUGCUCUUCCAUAAGAUACCGUCAUGAUGUGCAACAACUCGGUCCUCUUAAUGAAUCUCAUUGGACAGAUCUCGAGUACUGCGAACGCUACAAUUUAUGGUAUGCAUAUGCAAAGACGAUAGCAGAGAGAGAAGUUUGGAGGAUUGCAAAAGAAAAUGACAUUGAUGUCGUUGUGGUUAAUCCCUCGUUCGUUGUUGGUCCACUCCUUUCACCACAACCAACAAGUACACUUCUCUUGAUACUUAGCAUUGUCAAAGGCAUAAAAGGGGAAUAUCCUAAUACAACAGUGGGGUUUGUACACAUAAAUGAUGUGGUAGCUGCUCAUUUGUUGGCUAUGGAGAAUACCAAUGCAUCUGGGAGGCUUAUUUGUUCAAGCACAGUAGCUCACUGGUCACAAAUCAUUCAAAUGCUUCGUUCUAAAUAUCCCUCUUACCCCUAUGAAAACAAGUGCAGCAGCCAGGAGGGAGAUAAUAAUCCACACAGCAUGGACACCACCAAAAUUACUGAGCUGGGGUUUCCUCCGUUUAUAACCCUUGAUAAGAUGUUUGAUGAUUGCAUCACAAGUUUUCAGGACAAGGGAUUUCUGUGACAGUUGUUAAGUUUCAUGUUUCGUGUAGUGUAAUAUGAAGCAAAAUAAAGAAAUAUGAACAAAUAAAAUAAUUUAUUUAUUAUCUAUCAUGUCACGUUAUUUUAUUC